UUCCACAUCCGGGUCACGUCUCCUCCUCAUGUAGCACAAGCAUGGCAGCGAAAAACAAGCUCCGCAAAAAAUCCAAAACUCCGAAUAAAGCGGCUUUUCAGGCUGAAGACGCCGAACAAGAUGCUGAAAACAGCGGCGGAGACGUGGACGGAGACGUGGACGAUGGAGGCGGAAAGGAAGCGACGAAGGACGACGACGACUUCAAUUUGGACGAAGUUCUGCGACUCGGAGGAACACGGGCUGAUUUCAUCCUCCUCUCCGGCCUGGACGACUCCCAGGAGCUCGUGGACGGAGGGAAGAAAGGAGCGAUAGACGACCUGGAGGAGGGCGAGCUGGAGGCGUUCAUCACCAAACUGGGCAUCCGGGCGUUCGCCGACGUGCAGGUCGUCAAGGACGAGCCGGAGGGCGGAGCCUCGGCUGGCGAGAAGGAAAUUCAAAAGGAGAAAGUUAAGAAAGCGGAGGAGCAGGCGUCCACCUCCAAGACGACCAAAGCUGCUCAGCCUCCGGAGAAGAAGACCAAAGACGUCCAGGCGGCAGCGGGGAAGAAGCUGAAGCAGAACGUGUUUGAGUUUCAGCGGCGUGACGCCCUGCUCAUCAAACCGGGAGGGAAGUGGUUCGAGCUCGAGUACUCGUCCGAGGGCUCGUCUUCGCCGCAGGACUCCUCCCUCGUGUCCCAGUACAAGACUCUGGCCCAGCAGCUGUACGAGGCCGAGGUCGCGCUCUACAAGAACAAGAAGAGCCUCCAGAAAGGAGCCAACUCGGCCUGGAUGAAGACGGUCGUCUCCUCCGGCGUGCUGGCGGACAGGAUGGCGGCCAUGACGGUUCUGAUCCAGGACGCCCCCGUGCACAUGCUGGAGCACGUGGAGAAUCUGGUGGCCAUGGUGAAGAAGAAGGGCAGCCGGCGGAUGGGUCUGAUGGCGCUGGACACUCUGAGGGAGCUGCUGCUGUCCAGCCUUUUGCCCGAGGACAGGAAGCUGCGCGCCUUCGCCCAGCACCCGUUCGAGCAGCUGGAGGAGAAGGCGAGCGGCAACCGGGACGCCCGCGACCGCCGCCUCGUCCUCUGGUACUUCGAGCACCAGCUGAAGCACCACGUGGCCGAGUUCGUGGCGGCGCUGGACUCGGUGGCCCACGACACGGUGCCGGCCACCAAGGCGAAGGCGCUGGCCACCGCCCACGAGCUCCUGUGCAGCCGCCCGGAGCAGGAGAGGGCGCUGCUCAUCCAGGUGGUCAACAAGCUGGGCGACCCCGAGUACAAGACGGCGGCGAAGGCGUCCUACCUCCUGGAGACGCUGCUGCACAAACACCCCAACAUGAAGGUGGUGGUGUGCGCCGAGGUGGAGCGGCUCAUGUUCCGGGCCAACAUCAGCGCCAAGGGCCAGUACUACGCCGUGUGCUUCCUCAGCCAGGUGAUGCUGAGCCACGACGAGGCCGAGCUCGCCACCAAGCUCGUCACCGUCUACUUCUCGUUCUUCCGCGCCUGCGUCAAGAAGAAGGACAUCGAGUCCAAGAUGCUGAGCGCGCUGCUGUCGGGCGUGAACCGGGCGUAUCCCUACGCCAGCGCCGGAGACGAGAAGGUGAAGGAGCAGCUGGACACGUUGUUCAAGGUGGUUCACCUGGUCAAGUUCAACACGGCCGUGCAGGCGCUGAUGCUCCUGUUCCAGGUGAUGGACUCGCAGCAGAGCGUCUCCGACCGGUACUACGUGGCUCUGUACAGGAAGCUGCUGGACCCCGGCCUGUCGUCCUCCCCCAGACAGAGCAUGUUCCUCAACCUGCUGUAUAAAUCGCUGAAGGCCGACGUGACGCUGCGACGCGUCAAAGCCUUCGUGAAGCGGCUGCUGCAGGUCAGCGCCGAGCAGAACGCCAACUUCGCCUGUGGAGCUUUGUUCCUGGUGUCGGAGGUGAUGAGCAACGGUCUUCAUACUAUGCAGAGGGACGGGGACGAGGAAGAGGAGGAGUUCAAAGACAUCGCCGAGGAAGACGAGGACGACGAUGGAGAAGAGCGAUUCGUCGACGCCGAUAAACUGGAGGAAGGAGCGGAGACGAGCGCGGAGACGGUGGAGGCCAAACCCAAAGCAUCAUGGGUACAUCACCGCAACCUGGAAGGGGGGACGAGCAGACAGACGUACGACCCUCUGCACAGGAACCCGUUGUUCUGUGGCGCCGAUCACUCAACUCUGUGGGAGCUGCAGAGGCUCGCUCUACAUUUCCACCCGUCAGUGUCGCUGUUUGCUAAAACCAUCCUGGAGGGGGGGUCCGUCCAGUAUUCUGGGGACCCUCUGCAGGACUUCACCCUCAUCAGGUUCCUGGAUCGGUUCGUCUUCAGAAACCCAAAACAGCUGAAGGGAAAACAAAAUACAGACGCUUCAGCGAUGAUGUCGAAACACAGAGGAGCCACUUCUCUACCAGUCAACGGUGAAGAGUUUCUGUCUAAAGAAGAAAGUCAGAUUCCCGUCGAUGAAAUAUUCUUCCACCGAUUCUUCAAGAAGCGUCAGGAGGAGAAGAGGUUACGUCGGCCACAUGGAGGCGGAGACAACGAGAGCGUCGAGGACGUGGACGACGAGGAGUUCGAGAAACUACUCGAUUCGGUUGAGGGCGACUCGUACUUCACUGAUCUGGCUGAUGAUGAUCUGGACUUCGCAGGAAACGUGAAGAGUAAAGAUGGAAAGAAAAGCUCGGAGGACUCGGACGACUCGGACGUGGACGACCUGGACGACGAGGAGGUGUCUCUGGGAAGCAUGGACGAGGAGGACUUUGGGGACGAGCUGGACGAGGACGGAGGGACGUUCAUGGAUCUGGACGGAGACGGAGACGAAGACGACGAUGAUGAAAUCCCAGAGCUGGAGGACGAGGAGGACGAGGAGGACGAGGACGAUGCUGCAUUCAAUGAUUCAGACGACGUUGAUGACGACGAUGAAGCUCCUGACGUUAGUCCUCCAGCCAAGAAGAAGAAGAAGAGGACGUCCUCCGAGAGCUUGGACUUCUCUGGGUCUUUAGGUUCUAAACCGAAGAAGAAGAAGAAGGACGGAGCCAUGUUUGCUUCGGCUGAAGAGUUUGGUUCUUUGCUGGAUGAAAACGCCGGCUCCAAGUUUGACAACAUCGGCCUGAACGCUGUGGCCAACAGAGACAAAGCAGCUGUGAAGCAGCUGAAGUGGGAAGCUCAACGUGACGACUGGAUCCACGGCCGCGACGUCAAGACGCUGCGGAGGAAGAAAAGCGCGUUCACCAAGAAGAAGCCGUUCGGCCGCACGUUCAACAGCAACAAGAGGAAGAAGAAGAAGUAGACGCUGAUGAUGCUGAUGAUGAUGCUGAUGACAUCAUGCGGUUCAGUCCUGCUUGGACGCCCACGCCUCCCGGUCUCGCUCUCGGAUGCCGUAGAUUCCCGCCCACUCGUUGGACUGGUAGUAAACUGGGAGGAAACAGGAAGUAAUUUUUGUAAAAUAAGACUUUUUUUUUUAUUGUCAUGACUUCCUGUUUCACUGUUGCUAGGUUACGAUCUGAUGUCACCUGGUAUUAAUUAAUAAAUUAACAUGUGUCUCCAGA
Messenger RNA from Mugil cephalus (flathead mullet), 3540 nucleotides. It is a transcript of the gene cebpz, whose product is annotated as CCAAT enhancer binding protein zeta. Gene Ontology annotation, cellular component: nucleus. The record is from RefSeq and is a predicted model, not a curated record. Lineage: Eukaryota; Metazoa; Chordata; Actinopteri; Mugiliformes; Mugilidae. The transcript is spliced from 17 exons. The coding region runs from base 42 to 3281 and encodes 1079 amino acids.